UUUCAUGGCAGUCCUUACUGAGCCUCCUCGGUCUCACUUAGGGGGCAAGUGUAAGCUACUCUUCUGCUCUGUGCAAAGUCCAGGGACUACAUGAUCACGGCACCAGAGUGAAGAGCGAAACCUCGUCCUCUCACCUGGAGCGCAGAGGAAGGUCAUGGAUUACUAUGGAAAGCACGCAGCUAUCACUUUAGCCAUAUUGUCUGUAUUUUUGAACAUCCUUCAUGCAUUACCAGAUGGAGAGCUCAUCAGACAGGGUUGUACAGAAUGUCAACUAAAACUGAAUACGCAUGUGACCGAAGCACUCAACGGGCAGCGUGUUUUCCAGUGCGUGGGAUGUUGUUUCUCAAGGGCUUAUCCCACUCCCAUGAGGACAAAGAAAACAAUGCGGGUCCCAAAGAACAUUACAUCAGAAGCAACAUGCUGUGUAGCAAAAGCCUUCACCAGGAUUCCCUUUGAUGACAACACAACCAUGGAGAAUCACACUGAUUGUCACUGCAGUACUUGCUACUACCAUAAAUCUUAAGACCUCCAUGACUGAACCACAGAUGGCAACAAAGGGAGCUUCAUUUGGUUUGGGUUUUGUAGCAGAGUUGCAUACUACUAAUUCCUGAAUGAGGAAAAGUUUCAUCCAGCAACCUAUGAAAUAACCUGUUCUUUUAUUUCUUUUUCAUUUCCCACACAUUGAGCUUGGCUAAGUAUGUGUCACUAUUUCUUCUAGGGACCAAAUACAGAAUUCUGCAUGAUAA
Messenger RNA from Gekko japonicus, 746 nucleotides. It is a transcript of the gene CGA, whose product is annotated as glycoprotein hormones, alpha polypeptide. Gene Ontology annotation, biological process: positive regulation of steroid biosynthetic process; thyroid hormone generation. The record is from RefSeq and is a predicted model, not a curated record. The transcript has 4 exons. Gene Ontology annotation, cellular component: extracellular region; follicle-stimulating hormone complex. NCBI's taxonomy places the organism in Eukaryota, Metazoa, Chordata, Lepidosauria, Squamata, Gekkonidae. Gene Ontology annotation, molecular function: follicle-stimulating hormone activity. Bases 155 to 523 code for a protein of 122 amino acids.